CGAAGAUUCGCAUUUUCGCAUGACUUGAUUUUGACGUCGGCUCCAAGCCGCCAAAAAAUUCGCCGGGUACUAAAUAAAUGGUACACGGCACGUACCAGACUUCGAAAAUGGUACCAAUUAUGGGUUCCACUUUAAUGAGGGGUCGAUUUGUGCAAUUACUGCGGAUUUUUAACGCCCGGUCGCUUCAUGGAGAUAGGACUUGUGAUGGCUUCAAAGGGACAGUAGGAUGGACUCCACUGAUUAGACUUAACAAACUCAGUGAAGCAACAGGCUGUAACAUAACAGCAAAAGCAGAAUUCCUAAAUCCAGGUGGAUCCGUGAAAGAUAGAGCAGCCUUGUAUUUAAUUAAAGAUGCAGAAGAAAAAGGAUUACUAAAACCAGGAGGUACUGUUGUGGAGGGGACUGCAGGAAACACUGGUAUUGGUCUGGCCCACAUGUGCUUAUCAUCUGGAUACAAAUGCAUCAUCUACAUGCCUGAUACACAAUCCAAGGAGAAAAUAGACAUGUUGCGAGUUCUAGGUGCUGAUGUCAGACCAGUACCUGCGGUACCAUAUGACGACCCGAACAAUUAUAACCACCAGGCAAUGAGAUGUGCAAAGGAAUUAGACAACGCAAUAUGGACUAACCAGUUUGAUAAUACGGCUAACAGGAGAGCGCAUUUUGAGACGACGGGUCCUGAGAUUUGGGAACAAACACAAGGCGAAGUAGACGCAAUCACAUUCUCGACUGGAACUGGAGGAACACUGGCAGGUUCUGGUUUAUUUUUGAAAAAACAAAAGCCUGGAGUGAAAGUGAUCAUAGCCGAUCCUCCGGGUAGUGUCUUGUAUAAAUAUGUGAAAGAUGGAAAAUUAGAAAGAACUGGCAAUGAUUCGAUAACAGAAGGAAUUGGGCAAGGAAGGGUAACUGAGAAUCUUAAGGGUGCUUUUGAAGAAGGAAUUAUUGAUGAUGCUCUGCACGUCCCCGACGAAGACUCGGUUAAGAUGGUAUUUUAUUUGCUCCACGAAGAGGGAUUUUUCGUUGGUGCUUCAAGUGGAUUAAAUUUGACCGCAGCUGUAGAGGUUGCCAAACAACUCGGCCCAGGGCACACGAUAACUACAUGCUUGUGUGAUACGGGCGAACGCUACUAUGCUCGUUUGUUUAAUAAGGAGUGGCUGCGUCAGAAAGGAUUGUUAGAUGUGAUUCCAGAGAAAUAUCAUCACGCUCUUCAUUGAUGAGAAACACUUCACAGACACAGAAGAAGAUUCAUAUGAUAUCGUCCCUAAUGAGGUCAUUAGUAAUUUAGUUAGUAGUCUUACAUUGGCUUACAAUAACGUUUUAAGAAUAUUUAGUUAGUUAUUUCUGGUAAUCUGCGUGGUAACAACAAUAUCAAUGUGAAAUUUAAAAUUUAAUGGAAUAUAUGAUUGUAAUGGGGAAAUAAAUUAGAAUUGUUGGUUCAUCGAAGUGUUGUGAUAAAAAAUGACCAAGGGGAUACGAUCAUGACCGCUUGUCUUACGUUUUGAU
Molecule: messenger RNA, 1500 nt
Organism: Dendronephthya gigantea
Lineage: Eukaryota; Metazoa; Cnidaria; Anthozoa; Malacalcyonacea; Nephtheidae
Product: cysteine synthase 1-like
Exons: 16
Coding region: 78-1211 (377 amino acids)
Cellular component (GO): cytoplasm
Molecular function (GO): cysteine synthase activity
Source: RefSeq, a predicted model, not a curated record